UCUAUGGCACAGGCUGUUGAAGGUGAUGAAUGCCAUUUUAGUUCCAUGGCCAGUGAUAUUUCUUUAUAACUACUGGGGAUUACUUUACGACUUAAUUUUAACCUACUGCUUCUAGUUGUACUUUUACAUGUGCAUUAUGCAUAAAAAAGCAUAAAUUUUGAAGUAGUAGUAUUAAGGAGAAUGCUGUUGUUAAGCUAGUUCUACUUACUGCAUUUGUGAUUAUCUUUAAAGCUGGAUUCUCUUUUUGUGUUUACCGUUGCUUGAAUGUGCAGGAAGAAAAAGAGAAAAGAUUGGAGGAAAUUUUCGAGGCUGACAUUGACAAUACAUUUGAAGACAAACAUAUACCAAAGGAAGAACUUCCAGAGGAGGGAGCUGUUGCAUUAGCAGGGAAGAGAACUUUGGAAACCCUGACAACCACUGAUUCAAUUAUUGAUGCACUAGAUGUGGCGGAAGUGGAGUUGAAACGAAGAGCUGAACAUGAGGUAUUUUUCACUUACCUUGUUCAUUUGUUCUAAAUUGAUAUGUUUAUGGCUUGAACUAGAUUGUUAAGUUUGGGAAAGAAGUGGUAUCUAUCUUUGAAUGUCAAAUUUGUACUUUGACCCUCAUUAAUAAUUUUCUCUUCCCGAGAAAAGAAAAAGAAAUUUGUUGCAAUUUAUAUGUUUACUAUGUUGUAUUUAUCUUACAUAGAAACAAGAACAGUUCAACUUAUUUUUUUAUUCACAUUUAUGGUCUUUUUAUACUUUUUGUUAGAAAAAACGAUAGGAUUUUGAGUAGUAGGAAGAUAUAAAAAACUAAGAACCAAAACUCUCCAUAAAAACCACAAAAGGCUGCUAAAUGAGCGGACGAAAUACCACCACCACUACCGACUUUCUCCUCCACUCCAUCGCCACCCUCAUCGAUAUCGCCACUGCAACCGUCAAAGCUUCUAUCCCUCCAGUAAAUGCCGUUGCGGCCGUCCAUCAGCCGCAUCUUUAUCAUCACCAUCAUCCAAAUGUCCCUCUCUCACUCUCACUCAACUCCCUUGAACAGUUCCUCUGUCUCCGCUGCUAGUAGCGGCAGCACCGGUUUGUCUUGCGGUGAGGACGCUGGUGAAGUGGUAACCUGGGAACCCGAACCGUUUUCCGGCCACCAUGACAAGUAUUAUCCCAAUCCCGAUGAGAAUGCCAUUUCAAGACUCAUCGACUCGGAAUCCCAUCAUAUGCCUUUACCCGAUUAUCUCCGCCGUUGCCAGGACCGUUACGUCGACGUUAUAUCCCGUCAAGACUCCAUUAAUUGGAUGCUAAAGGUGCAUGCACACUAUCAUUUCAGUCCAGUAACGGCGUUCCUCUCCGUCAACUACUUCGAUCGUUACCUCUCUUCUUACUCACUUCCGCAAGCAAAUGGGUGGCCGUUUCAGCUUCUAUCAGUGGCGUGCUUAUCAUUGGCAGCGAAAAUGGAAGAACCCCAAGUGCCAUUGUUACUGGACCUUCAAGUAUUCGAACCCAGAUUCGUUUUCGAACCUAAAACCAUCCAAAGAAUGGAGCUUCGUGUAAUGGCUGCUCUUAAUUGGAGAUUAUGUUCAGUAACUCCCUUUGAUUAUCUCCAUUACUUCAUCUCUAAGCUCCCUUCUUGCUCGACCCGAUUACCCGAUUCGUUUUCUUCUAUUGUCGCUGCUUCUUCGGAUCUCAUUCUCAACACCACCCGUGGUAAUACUUCUAAUCUUUACAAAAGAAAAAGCAGAUUCUUAUUGAAAUUCGUUAAACUUUUGUUUUUGGUAUUUACAGUACUGGAUUUCCUCCGAUUUGCGCCGUCGACGAUGGCAGCCGCCGCCUUGCUUUGUGCUACCGGAGACAGUUUGGAAUGUCCGGCUUGUGACGUUUUUUUUCACGAGAGUGUAAACAGAGAAAUGGUGAGAAGCUGUCACCAACUAAUGGAUGAAUACCUCGUCGACACGUGUCCAUCUACUCGAUUCAAGGAGUUAAGAGUCGAGCAGCCGUCAACCGCGCCACCAAGCCCAGUCGGCGUGCUCGACGCGGCCGCUUGCAGCAGUUGUGACACGCGCUCCGAAAUUCCCGGCUCUAGCAGCAGCCAAGAAGAGCCGCCACCCAAGCGGUUACGGUCCUCUGAUCCGGAUGUACAGCAAACGUAAAUAACCCCCCCCCCUCUCCCCCUUUCCCUCCAUCUUAAUGAAAUUCGGGACCCACUUUCUUUUUGGUCUUUUUUUUCAUGUUAUUUAUAAUUUAUAUGAUGAACGGUGGGGAUAUGAUGGUAGAAAAGACGAGGGAAUUUUGUUAUUUAUAAUAAUUAAUGAAUAUUGUUAAGGGCCUUUUAGUCAAA
Molecule: messenger RNA, 2316 nt
Organism: Gossypium arboreum
Lineage: Eukaryota; Viridiplantae; Streptophyta; Magnoliopsida; Malvales; Malvaceae
Product: cyclin-D2-1-like
Exons: 4
Coding region: 941-2128 (395 amino acids)
Biological process (GO): regulation of cyclin-dependent protein serine/threonine kinase activity; mitotic cell cycle phase transition
Cellular component (GO): cyclin-dependent protein kinase holoenzyme complex; nucleus; cytoplasm
Molecular function (GO): cyclin-dependent protein serine/threonine kinase regulator activity
Source: RefSeq, a predicted model, not a curated record